Linum tenue is the source of this 1314-nucleotide messenger RNA. The record is from the annotation of a GenBank genome assembly. NCBI's taxonomy places the organism in Eukaryota, Viridiplantae, Streptophyta, Magnoliopsida, Malpighiales, Linaceae.
AUGACCAAGGUGCUCCACCUCUGGCAAUCCUUAACCGACAAGAACAUAAUCCGACUCAAGAACGACUGCAUCGCCCUCGAGGGCGUCCGCAAGAUCGUCUCCAACGACGAGCCCUUCCUCCUCGGCCUCGCCUGCGCCGAAUUGGCGGAGAAUCUCCGCCUCGUCGCCAAAUCCGUCGCCCGGCUCAGCCACCGCUGCGCGGGCACCAACCUCCGCUGCUUCCACCUCGCCUUCGAUCGGUUCGCCGACUCGGGCCACGACCCGAACGGGUGGGUCCUGGGCUGGAAGGAAAUGGAAUUGAAGAGCAACAAAAAGAUGGACCGCUACGUCACCGUCACGGCCACGCUCCACAAGGAGAUGGAGGAGCUGUCGGCGCUGGAGACCGCGCUGAGGAAAGCCGUCGCUGCCGCGUCGGGGGACGAAACGACGACGAAGGAGCAGAAGAUCGCGGAUCUCCGGCAGAAGGUGUUCUGGCAGAGGCAGGAGGUGAAAUCGCUCAAGGACAGAUCACUGUGGAACCGGAGCUUCGACGGCGUCGUUUCGAUGCUCGCGAGAUCGACUUUCACCGUCCUCGCCAGGAUCAAGCUGGUUUUCGGGAUCGGAUCUCAGGGUUCGCUCCCUACUUACUUGCCGAGGAGCCUCUCUGCCUCUGCGACCGUGUACCCGACCGAGAACCAGACCGGUUCGACCUGUUCGACCUACGUCUCCGGCCCGCUGGCGAAGAGCGUGAAGAACGGUUCGGCCGGCGCCGGCGACGGGUUCUUCAAAUCGAAUUCCCAGCUCCUGAAGCCGCCGACGACCACGCUGGGAGCGGCGGCGCUAGCCCUGCACUACGCGAAUCUAAUCAUAGUGAUGGAGAAGAUGAUCAAAUCGCCCCAAUUGGUCGGCGUCGACGCCCGCGACGAUCUGUACUCGAUGCUGCCCAACAGCGUGAGAUCGGCGCUCCGGGGGAGGUUGAAAGGGGUCGGGUUCACGGCGACCGACCCGGGCCUCGCCGGCGAGUGGCGGGACGCGCUGGGUCGGGUCCUGGGCUGGCUGGCGCCGUUGGCGCACAACAUGAUCAAGUGGCAGAGCGAGAGGAGCUUCGAGCAGCAGAAUUCGAUCCCGAAAACGAACGUGAUGCUGCUGCAGACCCUGUAUUUCGCGAACAAGGAGAAGACGGAGGCCGCCAUCACCGAGCUGCUGGUGGGUCUGAACUACAUCUGGAGGUUCGAGAGGGAGAUGACGGCGAAAGCUUUGUUCGAAUGUGGGAACUUUAGUGGGCUGCUAAUGAAGCCUCAAUGUAGUAGUAAUCCAAUUGCUGGUUCGGGAUAG